Messenger RNA from Rosa rugosa (rugosa rose), 741 nucleotides. RefSeq names its product serine carboxypeptidase-like 20. Gene Ontology annotation, biological process: secondary metabolic process; proteolysis. The record is from RefSeq and is a predicted model, not a curated record. Gene Ontology annotation, molecular function: acyltransferase activity, transferring groups other than amino-acyl groups; serine-type carboxypeptidase activity. Lineage: Eukaryota; Viridiplantae; Streptophyta; Magnoliopsida; Rosales; Rosaceae. The transcript is spliced from 7 exons. The coding region runs from base 121 to 741 and encodes 206 amino acids.
GCACACCCAAGGUUUCAGGGAAAUCAACUGUACAUUGGUGGUGACUCAUAUUCAGGACUUAUUGUUCCCAUUCUUCUUAAGAAUAUACUAGAAGGUUUAGAGUCUGGGUCAAGGCCAAGAAUGCAACUCCAAGGAUACUUGCUUGGAAAUCCAGUUUCAGAUUCUUUUAUUGAUGUAAAUGAGAGAAUCCCAUAUGUUCACCGAGUGUCACUCAUUUCAGAUGAAAUCUAUGAGGCUGCUAAAACUAAUUGCAGUGGGGACUAUGUCAAUGUGGAACUUAACAAUACACUUUGUGUUACUGCUCUUCAAAAAAUUAAAGAUUGUCUUCUACAAAUAAAUCUUGCACAAAUUUUGGAACCCCAAUGUGCUUUUGCAUCUGGUAGAACAACUGAGUUGGAGUGGGAUCUUAGAGCUCGAGAAGCAAGUAUUAUGGAUUACCUCCUUUCAGAGUCUAAGCUACAUGAAUUGCAUUGCCGAUGGUCAUUUAGUUCAGAAAUUGGAGGUGUUUUUGUAAUUGGAAGAUUUUGUGUAGAUACUUUUCACGAAGAGAAGAGCAAACGUGAAAGAAGAAAAGAAAACAAAGCUUUGACUAUGGAAUUGUUGGCUGUGGCAUAUUCGUCCCUUGUAGCCAAAAUGGAGGAGAUUAUAUAUAGGUUGGUCAUGCUGGAAUUUUCAGCCACACAGAAGUAUUCUCUUGCAUCUAAUUCAACUUACAAUGUGGAAGAGGCUGGUGAUCUGUAA